Molecule: messenger RNA, 4879 nt
Organism: Marchantia polymorpha subsp. ruderalis
Lineage: Eukaryota; Viridiplantae; Streptophyta; Marchantiopsida; Marchantiales; Marchantiaceae
Source: the annotation of a GenBank genome assembly
CAUGUCCCCGCUCCCUCGUUGUUCUGUGCAGAGGAGGGUUUUGGAGUUGUGACAGGCCUUCGGACGAACGCCGAGGCUCCGCGAUGCUUUUUGUGGUGCUGACAGCGAAAUAAUCUGUAGCGCUGGGAAAGCCAACAGACGGUAGAAGAGCUGAGGGACGAGUGGAAGCACAGGCAGGAGCGAGUGGAAAGGUGGAGACGGAGCAGAGGAAUGCGUCUCUCUGUACUUACGCGCGAACGAGAGGGAUCGAAACUGGUGCCGGGUGAUUGAUUGACGUCUCCUGAGGGGCCAUGGGACUUCAUAGCCCCUCUCUUCCCCGAUGCGAGAUGCCCAUAGGAAGUUGGACCAGCAUUCUAGCUCUCAUUCGUCCGAGGCAGCAGCGGCUGUCAUUGUACUCCGAGUCCCUAAGCCCGUUGCAUACUUCUAGGUUUUAUGGAGACACGAAGUCAUUGAGGCAAAACGGGAGGUGGCAUCACAGGUACAAGACGAAGGAGGAUGCUAUUGUACUCCGGGAGAGUUUUGCUCCUCGAAUUUUGGUAGCCAAGCCCAUCAAUCGAUCAUUCCAACAGUCACACCGGCCUCGAGCAACAACUUUAUCUUCCUGUCGACAUUUAGAGAAGUCUAGUAGUUUCGUCAAUAGUUCUUACGCUGGGGAAGAGCAAGUUGCCAACCAGCCCUUAAGUGCGUCGGGAAAUUUAGAACAGAGUUACUCCUCAUCUUCCCCGUCGUUAGUUCACUCGGUUUCGAAAGUCGGCACUGAACAGACAUUAGGAGUGAGCAGCACUCCGGACCGAUGGAAGCAGCAACAGGGCUUAGAGGGUGAAAUUGUGAAGGAAAGGGGACAAGAUGAAUUGGUUUUGGCGACGAAAACGUACGGCCAGCUCGCCGUACUCGGACAACUCAAUGUCGACCCGUCAAGGAUACAGCAGAAGGGUGCGCAAUUUUAUCAAAAUAACACUCGUGAAAGAUACAUUGGUCCCGUUAACCCUUACACUGGUCCUCGUGUCUUCAACCUUCCUCAAUUGCGAGUUCAGCAGGGAACGCCAAAUGACAUCCGAGAGCAGUGGAGAGUGUCCAAGGGGGUUGCGGAGUUGCCACGCAGAAGAGAGGAAUACUCAGGUGGUAGUAUUAGGAGUAAGAAACCCGAAGCAGUACUCGCUUUACAUGGUGCCGUCUCUCGUGGAAAUCAGGUAGCAGAACUUGAGUCCGUGCCAGUCUCCACUUCACUUGCGACGCAAGUCUCUACUCAAUGGGGCGCAUCGAAGUGGAGUGAGGCGGCGAAAAAGAUUCGGAAGCCCGUCCCACGAGCUAGCGAGAGGAAUGAAACAAGUCAUGGAGACGUUAGCAAACUCAGUAUUGAACUGGAGCCCGUUUUAGACUUCGAGAAAUUAUUUGAAGCACCGGAGGCCGAUGAAUUGCUUGAAAUACAUGAGCCUGAAGAACUCUCCAGGGAGGAGGAGGCCAAUAUCUUAGCUAGUUGUCAGACUGAAGCAAGUUGCGUGGAUUCUGUGUUGACUAUAGAGGAGAAUCAGAAGCUUGCCGUAGGUGACAUUUCCGACGAGUCGGAUUUCGAAAGUGACGUUGACCCAGAGCGAAAGUGGACGAAUACCGAAGUUUUGGUUGUUGACGAUGUUUCAACUGCUAAGCUUGUCGUGGAGAAAUUAAGAGGAAUGUAUCGAGGCCUUGUACACGCAUGUGACACUGAGGUGGCAGACAUCGACAUCAAGAAAGAAAGCCCAGUCGGACAUGGACGUAUGAUCUGUUUCAGUGUCUACUGUGGACCUGAAGCCGAUUUCGGGGAUGGCAAAUCUCGACUCUGGAUCGACGUACUGGGUAAAGAUGAAGUCUUGGACGAAUUUAAAUCGUACUUUGAGGAUCGUAGUAUCAAAAAGAUCUGGCACAACUACAGUUUCGACAAACAUAUUCUUGGAAAUCACGGUAUCGACGCAUGUGGAUUUUAUGCAGACACUAUGCACCUCGCAAGGCUGUUGGAUUCCGCACGUACCGUUGUUCAAGGAGGCUAUUCUUUAGAAGGCCUCACGUCAGAUAAGAGUUUGAUGAAUGGAUACUGGGGCGGGAUGGACAUUGAGGAGGUUGUUGGGAAGCGAUCAAUGAAACAUCUCUUUGGCAAGCCUAAUAUAAAGAAAAACGGCGAAGAAGGCAAAUUGCGGGUCGUGCCACCAGUGGAAGAACUCCAGACUCAAGCAGAGUGGCGAGACAAGUGGAUUCACUACUCUGCAUUUGACACUGUCUGCACCUGGUGUCUGUGGAAUAGUCUUCAAGACAAGCUCAAGCAAAAAGAGUGGCUGAUAGAAGGAAAGUUCAAGCAAGAGGGGAAAUCCAUGUAUGACUUUUAUUUAAAGUAUUGGCAACCUUUUGGAGAAUUGUUGGUACAGAUGGAAGCAAAUGGUAUGCUGCUCGAUUUGGAUCAUUUAGCAAAGAUAGAGGAAGUUGCAACAAAGCAGCAGGAGUUUUCAUCUUCUCAGUUCAAGAAGUGGGCUGCGAAACGAUGCCCGGAUGCAGUGCACAUGAAUGUGGGCAGUGAUGCACAAAUUCGGCAGCUCCUUUUCGGAGGGUUGCCAAAUAAGAAUAAGAAGGAUCCUGAGAAGCGCCUCGAGUUUGAACGAAUUUUCAACACCCCUAACACAGAUAACUACAUUGAGGAAGGCAGAAAAGUGCCGAAAAAAACCAGACCAUUCACCUUGUGCGGGCUUGGAGUUGAUAUUCCAGUGGACACUUUUACAUCUGCAGGAUGGCCUGCCGUUGGUGGGGCUUCUUUGAAAGCCUUAGCUGGUAAAGUGGCCAUCGACUACACUUCACUGGAUGAGGAAGAAGAUUCUUCUGAGGAUUUGGUGCUGGAUGAUUCCAGUGAAGGUUCUGCUGUUCUGACAUCUUCCGGAGUGAAAGGGGGAUCGGAGGAAGACUUGUCCGUCUAUGGCAAGGCUUAUGAGGCGUUUGGAGGUGGAACAGAGGGCAAGGAAGCAUGCAUGGCUCUGGCUGCUCUCUGUGAAGUGGCGUCAAUAAACACUCUUAUCUCGAACUUCAUUCAGCCUCUGCAGGGUAGUGACAUAAAAGGUCAAGACGGAAGAGUGCACUGUUCACUCAAUAUAAACACAGAAACAGGGCGCUUAUCUGCCCGAAGGCCAAGUCUACAGAACCAACCUGCUUUGGAGAAGGAUCGAUAUAAAAUACGUCAAGCAUUUAUAGCUCCGCCAGGAAAAUCUCUAAUAGUGGCUGAUUAUGGACAGUUAGAGCUACGCAUAUUAGCACAUUUGACAAAUUGUAAGAGCAUGCUGAAAGCAUUUGAAGAUGGAGGGGACUUCCACUCUAGAACGGCUUUGAACAUGUAUCCCCACGUUCGAAAAGCUGUUGAAAAUGGCGACGUCAUUUUAGAGUGGGAACCGAAAGAAGGAGAGACCAAACCCCCAGUUCCUCUUCUUAAGGAUAUAUUCGGAUCUGAGAGGAGGAAAGCGAAAAUGUUGAACUUUUCCAUUGCCUACGGCAAAACGGCUAUGGGACUCUCCAAGGAUUGGAAGGUAUCUCUAGAAGAAGCGAAAGCAACCGUGGAUUUGUGGUACAGCGAUAGGCCGGAAGUGCGACGUUGGCAGGAAGAACGUAUCAAAGAAGCACAUCAGACUCACCAUGUACAUACACUCCUUGGUCGGACUCGUCAUUUCCCGGAUGUGAAAUCUAGUAGUAGAUUAGUCAGGGGACACGUCGAGCGUGCAGCCAUCAAUACACCCGUACAGGGAAGUGCUGCAGAUGUGGCUAUGUGUGCUAUGCUGGAGAUCAACACCAAUAAGGAACUCCUGGAUCUAGGUUGGAGAUUGCUCCUCCAGGUACAUGAUGAAGUUAUUCUAGAGGGACCUUCGGAAAGUGCAGAGAUUGCUAAGGAUUUGGUAGUGAAGUGCAUGGGCUAUCCUUUCGACGGGAAAAACCCUUUGAGAGUAGCCUUGGCUGUCGACGCCAAGUACGCCCAAAGUUGGUACGCUGCCAAGUAAGGUACAAGUAGAGAUUGCACAUAUUAGCAAGUUCUGGAUUCCAUUACAGGACUUUUUUGAGGAUAUAAUACCAACUGUGUGAACAGCUCCAACGUUUACCUAUCCUCUCCUUGGGUUCAUAACUACGCACUUUUGUCCAAGUGAAAGUGAACAAAUUCAUAUGUCCCAUAGUAGUAGUCACAUAUUUACAACGAUUAGAGGUGAUUCCGUGGGUGGUGAGAUGCGGAAGUCCGCACUCCCGCAACAUUUUUCUCACCCUUGACCAGGCUCUUCAAACCUUCAAUUUUGAGAUAGUGUGUACAUUGCCCAAACAUCCUUAUGUAUUUUAGUUCCAGGACUGCACGUACAGACCAGGUACAACGUAUUGCCACCUUUUAGGUCUCUUCAGUUGUUGGUCAUCAACUCCUCUCCUAGGCAUUCUUUCUCCUUACUCUUCAGGCUUAAUUUCUUGUUCAGUGACAAGUGCGAUUGUCUUCGCAAUAAAAUUUGCUUAUCGAUCACUGUACUAAGCCAGACAAACCAUCACUUGCAAGUUGAGGCCAAAACUUGAGACUCUGCCAUCCAAGGUUGCGUGCUUUGAAGAAGAAAUUUCCCGCUUUGAGUCAGUAUGAAACCAGCUGUACUGUCUAGAACCUAGGUGUAUCAUGGAGGGGCAGUGAAGAGUUCUCAAUUGAAUUCCGAAAUAUCUGUGCGUUAAUAGGUUCCAUUAUGGCAGAGAGAAUGCUUCAAUCUGAUUUCGCAAGGAGCAUCUUGUAUAGCAUUUUCUACCCCCUACUGUGUAGUGGUCUAUUCAAUUUCAAGGAGCAGGAAAACUCUGGAAGGUCUUCAAAUUCUUCGUUCAUGACAAACUGUAAUAAAGCUCUUGACAGAUCUUCGGC